AUGGUCGACCUCUCCAAAACCGCCCUCAUCCUGAUCGACCCCUACAAUGACUUCCUCCACCCGGACGGCAAGCUUACCCCAUUGCUGAAAGACCUGGAGGAGAAAGAGACCAUCAACCACAUCCAGGAAGCCGUGGCUGCCGCCCGUCUGCAUCGUAUCCCAGUCUACUACGGACUGCAUCAGCAGUGGACCCCCACUGCCUUCCAGGCCUGGCGGCACAUGACCCCCAACCACGUCAAGCAGAAGGAAAUCAAGUUGUUCGAAGCAGGUACGUUUGGGGCCCAGAUCUACCAAGGCUUGGAGCCCGAUCGCAGCAAUGGGGAUGUGGUCGUGAGUCGACACUGGAAUAGCAACUCCUUCCAGAACACCGACCUGGACUUCCAGCUGCGCCAGCGUGAGAAAGUGCACCUGGUCCUUGCCGGGUUGACGGCCAACACUUGUCUGGAGAGCACUGCCCGGCAUGCUUAUGAGCUAGGAUACCAUGUGACUCUACUCAAGGAUGCAACGGCCGGUUGGUCGAAGGAGCUGACGGACGCGGCGACCGAGUUGGUCUGGCCAUUGUUCGCCGAGGUAAAGACUGUGGAAGAAUGGGCCCAGUCUCUGAAGGCAGAGGGAAAGGCUUAAUGCUUUUUGGGUAGACGAUCGGCUUAGCUGGUACUCUGGGAGGGUAGUAGUAG
This is a messenger RNA of Aspergillus japonicus CBS 114.51, 677 nucleotides long. RefSeq names its product cysteine hydrolase family protein. The record is from RefSeq and is a predicted model, not a curated record. NCBI's taxonomy places the organism in Eukaryota, Fungi, Ascomycota, Eurotiomycetes, Eurotiales, Aspergillaceae. The coding region runs from base 1 to 624 and encodes 207 amino acids. The transcript is spliced from 4 exons.